UAAGAGGUUUGUUUUACAGAUUAGUAAUUCAGUUCUCGUAUGUCAUGUGUUUAUACUUUAUUGUGGAUACCAGCGGUAAGCUGAUUUACUUAACCCUGCAUGUAUUCCUAUCAAACGUGACAAAAUGACGUCGUUUUUCGCUUCUUUUAGAAUGGUAUGACAUUUGAUAUUUUUGAAAUCUAAAAUAGCGUAAAGAAGGUACCUUUAGUUGUCCAAUAAGCUGAUUUCGGACAUCGAAACGGGUGCAUUUCGAUAAGUGCUGAAUUUAAGCGGUGACAACUCGGGACUGUCUGGUUUGAGAAACUUUCAUGCUUGCGUGUUUUGCAUGACUAUUCCAGGAAUAAAAUCUAAGAAAUAUCAGCGAAUUGGUUAGACAAAGCGGUAUUGAUUAUCAUUUGUUGUUGUUCAGAACUCCAACGAGCAAUUAUUUACAACAAAUCAAUGUUCCGAUCUAAUUAAUUGGUUUUAAGAAGACAUUAACACAAACAAAAGAAACCGAAAAAAGUGUUUUAAACGUAAAAUUCUGUGACAUUUGUUUGUUAUUGAAGGAUAUGGAUUCGUUUCAAUUUGUACAAAUACCUGAGACUGUAAUAAAGUAAUAAACCUAAAUCAAACAAGUCUUAACGGACGAGAGCUAACAAUUGAAAAACUUGUGAUAAAUUACGAAAUGGAAUAACAAAAUUAAAGCUAGAUAUUAGUGUUGGAUUGUUUAGGUCGUAAUCUGUGGAUUUUGAUAAAAGUAUUAUGCUAGGGGAAAAUAUAUACAUUUAAAUUGGUCGUAUGAAUUAAAAAACUAUUGACCUUGGAAUGUAACACUUUGGAGGUAUAUAUGUAACGAUGAUUAUAUUUGUAAAUCCUAUUAGUGCUAAUAAAAGACAAUUUAACUAAAAAUGAAUUGAACUUGGGAAAAAAAAUCAACAGAAGAGAUGGCGGAUGAAUAUUUUGCUCAGCAAGACAGAGAAAGGGAACGGGUAUCGAAACCGAGACAAACUCGAGUAGCACCGGCGGAACAGCAGCCCAAAGAAAACCGCGAUCCUAACAAUUUGAAUUCACAUAUUGAAUGCCAAUAUUAUAGUGUAUUUGCAGAGCCUCAAACCAGUCCCCAAUCUGUAGACUGUAUCUGGGAAUUUUCGGAAAUAGUUUUUGACUGCUUCAAGGAGUGCUGGUACAAAAUGUUUGGACUAUGUUGUGGUAUUUGCAUCGCAAUAGCGUGGGGGAUCGAAUUUGUGCCGGUUAUAUUCUCGCAUGUGUGGUGCUUUACACCUUUCAUCCAAUUGUUAAAUAUAAUACUCACCGGUUGGUGUAGGCCGGUCUGGUUCUUGUGCGUCAACCUUUGUAUCUCGCCAUGCACUCAGUCAUGUGCCUACUUCUUUCACAACUGCGGGUAUGGAAAGAUGACCCGGCCACCGACCCCAAAAAUAUUUCCUGAUAGGCCGAAGAGGAAAGCAGCCCCUAAACCGAUAGAGAAUAAGAUCGAGCCCAAGAAGGAGGAGAAGGUGUUAGCCCCUGUCCCUGUAGUGGUAGCAGCAAAGGGAGAGUUUGAUGAAUAUGAUAAAGAGAAAAUUGCAAAAUCUGUGAAGCGUCAAAUGAUGUUGUUUUAAUUAAAUGAACUAAAAGCUUACUUUGGAAUUAACAUAAAAGAAACUUUCAAAAGUGCUAUCAAUAUAUGGGCUGAUUAACAAGUCAUAAUAAUUCAAAAAGAUCAAUGUAUUCAUGGCAUACUGAGACCGAACAACAGCGUAGACGUUUCGGGACUUCUGUCGGCCAGACAUUUCGUACCACUCAUUCAGGAUACUGUAUCAGUUGGUGAGAUCGAUAGAUCGAUAAAAACACGUUCAUUAUUCGAUACCGAACACGGUUGAUAUGUCAGUAAAUAAAACGUAAUUGUUUUCAUGAGUUAAUUCAUAUCCAAUAAUAAACGUGUUUAUAUCGUUUUUUCUCGGCUGACAAGUUAACCUAAACGAUUGGUAGGCCUACCAACUUUUAAUGCUUAUGUUUGUAAAAGGAAACUGGUAUUACAAAGUGGACAUGGUAAAUGUUACACAUAUUUUAAAAAGUUUUACAUUUUCUUUUUCUUUUAUGCAUUUCCUGAAAAGUGAUAUCAAGAAAUAGUGUUCUAUAUGCUUCCGUGUUGUUUUUACAAUUUAUUUGAUACAUAUAUAUCUUAUUUCAGUGUUCAUUCAGUGCAAGAUUUGAUUUGUUUAACUUAACUAUAAAUACCGCAGUGUGUAUGAUUGCAUAAACUAACAACCUGAAAUUUGAAAAGUAAGUUGAAAAGCAAAGUUAUUUUUGUACGAAAUCUUACAGCUGUAAAAGACCUGUAUUUUUGUCAAAAUUACAGUCGUGAUUAUUUCAAUUCUACACCAACGACAUUAACUUUACACCUGUACAUUUCAAUUUAUAGCUGUAAAACGACUGUAAAACAGGUCGAACUAUGCACAUGAGAUACAGCUGUAAAAAAACUUACAGCUGUAAAAAUGAAAAAGUUACAGCUGUAAAUAUGCCUAAAGGUUACAGCUGUAGAAAUAUAACAGGUGUUGAAAAAGAGAACAUUAUUUUAAGGGACGGAAGCAGAAUUACAAAACGUUUUAGGAUGAAUUGUAAUUCCCUAGAAAGGGUAGCAGUUACUAUAUUAAUGGCAAAAUAAAUGAUCUAGUAAGUAAAGAACAAUAUGAAAUAUGGUUCUAGUAUAACAACUGCUAAAUUAAAGAGUAGGAAACAAAGUAGAAUCUAUGCAUCAUAUCAUGUUUAUAAAACUUUCCCUUCGAAAAAGUUACAGCUGUACUUUUGAGACAUGACCAUUUUACAGCUGUAACUUUCAACUAAAAUUUCUACGUCUGUAUUUUGAGACCUGCAUUUGUUUUACACCUGUAAAUUCCAACUAUUUUUGAUAAUUCUCCACUUACAGGUCUUUUACAGCUGUUUUUUUUUCUUCAAAAUACAGAUCUUUUACAGACGUUUUAAAGCUGUAAUACAGGUCCUAUUUACGUACAGACCUUUCAAAAUGAAACCUUUCUUUUGACCAAUUUUUGAGCAUAGACGUUUACAUGUAUAUUACUUGCUUUAUUCACUUCAUUAGUUGUAGAUUAGCGAACAUGUACAGUUUAUAUAUAUUAUGAAACCUAAACAUUUAUGUAUUCAGACUGACAAUAUGCAGACUUUGCUUAUUUUUGUGAGUUACUUAGAUUACCUUUCGGCUUCAUUAGGUAUCAUAGAAUUACAUAUGACAAAACUAUACAUUGUAUGUGAUUUGUCAGCUUUUUGAUAUCUUUCAACAAAAGGUAAUUUUCAAAGACCCCUACGUUCUGUGUCAAAAGUCUUUUACACAUUACGGUAACAUACUUUAUGGGAAGAUAAAUGUUCAAAUCAUGUUAGGUUUAGUUUUGUACAUGUUUCCGCCACUUAAGUGGCUCAGUUAAGUGCUUACAAGUAGAAAGCUAUCUGUGAUAUCAAUUUAUUUCAAACAUUUGAUAAAACAUUAAACAUGUCAAGUAAA
This is a messenger RNA of Mercenaria mercenaria, 3496 nucleotides long. Its product is annotated as caveolin-2-like. The transcript has a single exon. The record is from RefSeq and is a predicted model, not a curated record. Gene Ontology annotation, biological process: caveola assembly. Gene Ontology annotation, molecular function: molecular adaptor activity. NCBI's taxonomy places the organism in Eukaryota, Metazoa, Mollusca, Bivalvia, Venerida, Veneridae. Gene Ontology annotation, cellular component: caveola. The coding region runs from base 927 to 1601 and encodes 224 amino acids.